UUUUUUUUUAAUUUCUGUUUUUUAAUUUGUCUUUCCCGCGUGCGUGCGAGCGAAGCAGAGAGAUGUUCGCAGAAUCGCUGUGCGGCGCCGUGGCUCUGGUCCUCUAUGUCAACACUCUGGGCGCCGACUUCUGCUACGAUGACAGCCGUGCAGUCAAGACCAAUCAGGACCUGCUUCCGGAGACCCCCUGGACAAAUAUCUUCUACGAUGACUUUUGGGGCACCUUGCUCACACACAGUGGCAGCCACAAGUCCUACAGGCCCCUGUGCACGCUCUCCUUCCGCCUCAACCAUGCCGCGGGUGGGCUGGAGCCGUGGGGUUACCACCUGGUCAACGUGGCGCUGCACGGGGCCGUGACGGGCCUGUUCACCUGGCUGGCCCGCCUGCUGCUCGGAGGAGGCCCGUGGAGCCUGCUCGCCGGCCUCCUCUUCGCCUCGCACCCCAUCCACACCGAGGCGGUGGCGGGCGUCGUGGGCCGGGCCGACGAGGGCGCCGCGCUGUUCUUCCUGCUGUCGCUGCUGUGCUACAUGCGCCACUGCCAGCUGCGCGGCCGGGCCGGGCGCUGGCGGGCGGCGGCCUGGUUGCUGGGCAGCCUGUGCUGCGCGGCGUGCAGCAUGCUUUGGAAGGAGCUCGGGGUGACCGUCCUGGCUGUGGCAGCCGUGUACGACGUCUGCGUCUUCCACAGGCUCAAGCUGCGACAGGUCAUCGUGCUCCUCUACAAGAGAAAGAACGUCCACCUGCUGCUGAAUGUGUUCUUGCUGGCAGCCUGCGGAGCCGUCCUGUUGGCCUGCCGCUUCUACUGGAUGGGCAACAAGCCCCCCAACUUCUCCAACUCCGACAACCCAGCAGCCGACUCGCCGUCUCUCCUCACCAGGACGCUGACGUUUUCCUACCUGCCCGCCGUCAACUUUUGGCUCCUGCUCUGCCCGAACCGGCUCAGCUUUGACUGGUCGAUGGACGCCCUGCCCCUGAUCAGGGGCCUGUCCGAUUGGAGGAACGCUCACACUGGAGCCUUCUACCUCGGGCUGCUGAUGCUGGCGUGGUUCGGCCUGCGGACGCACCCGGCUGGGGUGGCGGAGGCGGCGGCCAGAGGCAAGGAGACCAACGGCAAAGCGCAUCACUACACCAACGGCAGGAACGGGAGCAGCAACGGCCACGGCGGCCAAUGCGACAGUCGUGGGCACUUGAACGGUUGGCACGCCGACGCCCACGUCAACGGCGGCGAGCAGAACGGCGGCCAGAACGGCGGCCAGAAGCGCUGCGAGAGCCGAGCUCCUCUGCCCACCACUGAAAACGUGGUGGUGUUCUCGCUGGGCCUGUUGGCGAUCCCUUUCCUCCCCGCCACCAACCUGUUCUUCUACGUGGGCUUCGUGGUAGCCGAGCGGGUCCUGUACAUCCCCAGCAUGGGCUUUUGCCUGCUGGUGGCGGCGGGGGUUAGGUCCCUGCACGUGCGCGUGCGGCGCCGCUCCUCCAGGGCCCUCCUGGUGUACUGCAGCGCCGCCGUCGUUCUCGUCUUCGCCGUCAAGACGGUUUUGAGGAACAGAGACUGGCAGAAUGAGGAGAUGCUCUACAAGUCUGGAAUUUAUGUCAAUCCUGCUAAAGCAUGGGGCAACCUCGGAAAUGUCCUGAAGAGCCAGGGCGAGAUGGAGCAGGCUGAACAGGCCUACAGAAAUGCCCUCUAUUACCGCAGCAACAUGGCUGACAUGCUGUAUAACCUCGGUUUGCUGCUACAGGAGAGCAACAAGUUCUCCGAGGCCCUCCACUACUAUAAGCUGGCCAUUGGGAGCCGGCCAACUCUGGCUUCGGCCUACUUGAACACAGGCAUCAUUCUGAUGAAUCAGGGACGCCUGGAUGAGUCCAAGCGAACCUUCCUGACCUGCGCCGACAUCCCAGAUGAAAACCUGAAGGACCCCCACGCCCACAAGAGCUCAGUGACCAGCUGCUUGUACAACCUGGGCAAGCUGCUCCACGAACAGGGACACCAGGAGGAGGCCCUCACAGUGUUUAAAGAAGCAAUACAGAAAAUGCCAAGACAAUUUGCACCACAGAGCCUCUACAACAUGAUGGGAGAGGCCUACAUUAGACUGAACAAGCUGACCGAGGCCGAACACUGGUACAGGGAGUCCCUGCGAGCCAAGCCGGACCACAUUCCUGCACAUCUCACCUAUGGAAAACUGCUGGCUCUGACGGGGCAGAAAACGGAAGCGGAGAGGUACUUCCUGAAGGCCAUUCGACUUGACCCCGCUAAAGGCAACUGCUACAUGCAUUACGGUCAGUUUUUGUUGGAACAGUCGCGGCUGCUGGAAGCUGCGGAGAUGGCGGAGAAAGCGGCUCGCCUCGACAGCGGGGAGUUCGAUGUGGUCUUCAGCGCGGCCCACAUGCUCAGACAAGCCAGCCUAAACGAGGCGGCCGAGAAGUACUACGGACAAGCAGCGAGCCUGAGACCCAAUUAUCCUGCCGCCUUGAUGAACCUCGGGGCGAUCCUCCACCUCAACGGGAAGCUGCAAGAAGCCGAAGCCAACUACCUUCGAGCACUUCACCUGAAGCCGGAUGACACCAUCACCCAGUCGAACCUGCGUAAGCUGUGGAACAUCAUGGAGAAACAAGGCCUGAGGACCAUGAGCCCCUGAGCUCACCCUGUCACACCUACAUGAAGUAUUGCCCACCUGCCACCUGUGAGCCACACCUAGCAGGAAGGACGGGGCUGCUGCACGCGCCUCUCUCUCUCUCUCUCUCUCUCUCUCUCUCUCUCUCUCUCUCUCGGUGGCCAUUGAAGAUGGACGAGGCUCGGGGUGGAUGUGCAAGACCAUCACAAGCGCUGCUCACAGUCUGGAAGGGCGCUGCGUGGUAUUUGGACUCUAAAGAACCUUCUUCAGAUCAUUGCUCUCAGAGGAACCACAUUUUUUUUUUUUUUUUUAGAACUAGAGCACUAGGACUUGAAGACUGUACAGUGGGUUCAUUCUUUGGGAUGAAUUAGUUGUUUUUUUCCCAAAUGAAGAAUCUUAUCUCAAAGGUUUUUACAUUUUCCCCUGAGCAGAGUGAAAUAAGAUUUGAAAUCUGCACUAGAUUUGCCAUCAUAAUUAAAUAAGCAUGUUUGUUUAAUCUCAAUUUUCAUCUUGGUAAUGGAAAAAAAAAGUCAAAAGUCAAAGUCAAAAUGAAGAUUUGGAUUUAACACCCAGCGUCACCAAAAUAGGUUUAAAUCACUAAAAUCUCUGACCAAUUACCACCAAAUCACUAUAAUCGUUUUUCUCAUGAGAUUCCUCACACCUCCUCAUGAGGAUAUGAAAAAGACCGCCAUCACUUCAAACCAUUUACAGCAGAUGUCCGAAUGUUUGCUGAAAACUUGAAAAAGGGAUUUUUUAUCCGGUAGCCAUUAGAGAACAAUAUUAGCCUCUAAAAGCUCCACCAAGGCCACAAUUUGCCAAAAGCAAAUAUGUUUCGGCAAGAGAACUGUGACUCUGUUCACCUUGGAAUGCCUGACAAUAAAAAGGUGUGAAUCUUUUGCAGCGAACAGGUGGCCAUUUUUACCGUUUCAAGUCACCAUGGUAACACAACAGGCAACAGUAAAAAGGCUGUGAAUGGAAACGAGGCCCGGGGGCCGGUCCAGUAGUUUGCUUCAAGUCUCUCCGCAGGCCUGAACGUCUAACAAACAAGUGUGAGGAGCUGAAACUGAUCACAGACUGUUUCUAAUCCAAUGCAAAAGCGGUGCCGACCCUUUCCAUCACGGAGCAAUGCGCUUAGCAUGACUAAGGGAAAUGUUUAGCUGCAUAUGUUGUUAUUGGAAUAGAACUAAUUGCAUUGCGUUUGUAUAGAUGAAUCCUAAUAUAUACCUACAUUGUCUAUAGUAUACAGAAACUCUUGCAGCAUUAAAGCUGCCAAACUUAAAGUGGAAUCUCAGAUAAGUUUUGUCCGUUACAUGAAGUAUUUCCCAUAUUGUCAAAACUCCCUCUUGAAGUCUUGUUUGUUUGUUUGUUGUCAGCAUACACUAAGUGAAACAGCACCUUGCGUGAUGAACAUAUGAGUAUGUACAGAAUUUGUCAUGGGCCACAAACCUGCUGGUUUCUUGUGCGUUCUUGAUCUAAACCUUGUAAAUUAUUGCUCUCUGCGUUACCGUAGCAACAGAACCGGCUGGACCUGUGUUUUUAAAUGUCAAAACGAAGGAAGUUAGCGGACGUGGUCAUAGGUUUCACAUGCAGUUGAGUUGCUCAUCGUUGGUAAAGAGCCCAGAGUGAAUACGAGAGAGACGUUGCGUAUGUCUGUCACGUGUUGCAGGCACACUGAUGGUCGCUAGUGAAAAGUCCAGUAAGAUCAUCACGGUUCACACUCGCCUCACAGUCACCUCACACGGCGCUCUGUCGAAGAGCUCGCCGAGUUCUCCCGUGUUCAUCGGCUGUUUAUGGACAAACGCUGAUCACCGUUAUUGCUUGAGUGUAAAGAUGUAAAAAGAGAAGAGGUGUUUCACUCUGUGUGUCUGCUCAGGGAUCUCAAGCGGUGGGUUAUUGCAGAAACUUGUUCACAGAGCGUUUACUAAAUUAAAGAUUUAUUUUUGGAAGUUGUCGUAUUUGUAUAAAUUAUCGAGAUUUGUAGCCUUUUUCUCCAUUUUGUAAUAUAAAAAAAUGAACAAUGUGCCAGGAAAUAUUUUUUUCUUCACAAGGUUGCUUCUUUUUCCACAAUAAAUUGAUUUGUGUUUUCCUUUUGCUUUG
Messenger RNA from Pungitius pungitius (ninespine stickleback), 4703 nucleotides. RefSeq names its product transmembrane O-mannosyltransferase targeting cadherins 2b (gene tmtc2b). NCBI's taxonomy places the organism in Eukaryota, Metazoa, Chordata, Actinopteri, Perciformes, Gasterosteidae. The record is from RefSeq and is a predicted model, not a curated record. The coding region runs from base 63 to 2630 and encodes 855 amino acids. The transcript is spliced from 12 exons. Gene Ontology annotation, biological process: protein O-linked glycosylation via mannose. Gene Ontology annotation, cellular component: endoplasmic reticulum membrane. Gene Ontology annotation, molecular function: protein binding; mannosyltransferase activity.